GGGCAGGCGGGGCCGGGGGCGCGAGGCUGAGGCGACAGCCGCAGGUUUCUUGUUUUCCUCCUUUCCCUUCCCCCGUGUCCCACCAUGUCGGGCACCCGCGCGUCCAACGACCGCAGCGGCCACCCCGGCGGCGGCGUGAAGCGGGCGCGCAGCGAGCCGGGCGGCGAGCCGGGCAGCAACAAAGUGACGGUGGUGCUGGGGGCGCAGUGGGGGGACGAAGGCAAAGGCAAGGUGGUGGACCUGCUGGCCACCCAGUCGGACAUCGUGUGCCGGUGCCAGGGUGGAAAUAAUGCAGGCCAUACUGUUGUCGUUGAUGGGAAAGAAUAUGAUUUUCACCUCUUUCCGAGUGGCAUCAUUAAUCCAAAGGCAAUUUCUUUUAUUGGUAAUGGAGUGGUUAUACAUUUACCAGGCCUGUUUGAAGAAGCUGAAAAGAAUGAAAAGAAAGGUUUAAAAGACUGGGAGAAAAGACUGGUUAUAUCAGAUAGAGCACAUCUAGUGUUUGACUUUCACCAGGCGGUAGAUGGGCUCCAGGAAGUGCAACGUCAAGCGCAAGAAGGAAAAAAUAUUGGCACAACAAAGAAAGGGAUUGGACCAACAUAUUCUUCCAAAGCUGCACGAACAGGCCUUCGAAUAUGUGACCUCCUUUCUGACUUUGAUGAAUUCUCUUCAAGAUUUAAAAAUCUGGCACAACAAUACAAGUCAAUGUUUCCUACCUUGGAAAUAGACAUAGAAGGACAAUUGAAAAAGCUAAAGGGAUAUGCUGAAAAAAUCAGACCCAUGGUUCGAGAUGGCGUGUAUUUUAUGUAUGAGGCUCUUCAUGGCUCCCCAAAGAAGAUUCUUGUUGAAGGAGCCAAUGCAGCGUUACUUGAUAUUGACUUCGGCACAUAUCCUUUUGUGACUUCAUCGAACUGCACCGUAGGUGGUGUAUGCACCGGGCUUGGUGUCCCUCCCCAGCACGUCGGUGAUGUGUAUGGUGUGGUGAAGGCGUACACUACUCGAGUGGGAAUUGGAGCUUUCCCCACUGAGCAGAUUAAUGAAAUUGGAGAUCUUUUACAGUCCCGGGGCCAUGAAUGGGGUGUAACUACAGGCAGAAAGAGACGCUGUGGCUGGUUAGAUCUUGUCAGUUUGAAAUAUGCUCAUAUGAUCAACGGAUUCACUGCUUUGGCAUUAACAAAACUGGAUAUUCUUGAUGUCCUUGAUGAGGUUAAAAUUGGUAUUGCUUAUAAAUUGGGUGGAAAAAGAAUUCCAUAUUUUCCAGCUAAUCAGGACAUCCUACAGAAGGUCGAAGUAGAGUAUGAAACAAUGCCUGGGUGGAAGACUGACACAACUGGUGCACGAAAAUGGGAGGAUCUCCCACCCAAGGCCCAGAAUUACAUCCGAUGUGUGGAGAAUCAUCUUGGUGUGCCAGUUAAAUGGGUCGGAGUUGGAAAAUCAAGAGAGUCGAUGGUCCAGCUAUUUUAAACAAAUGAAGAACUUCAGUGAUGAGAAGCACAAUUUAGUAUUCAUCUGUUCCUUACUGCUUCCUUUUGAAAUGGAGAUGCUAUUCAAAACCGACAUGUUCUUAGAAUAGAACCAUAGAAUAGUUAGGGUUGGAAGGGACCUUAAAGAUCAUCUUGUUCCAACCCCCCUGCCAUGGGCAGGGACAUCCCAUGAGAUCAGGCUGCCCAAGGCCCCAUCCAACCUGGCCUUGAACACCUCCAGGGAUGGGGCAGCCACAGCUUCCCUGGGCAACCUGUGCCAGUGUCUCACCACUCUCAUAGUGAAGAAAUUCUUCCUAAUGUCUAGUCUAAGUCUGCCCCUCUCCGGUUUAUACCGGUUCCCUCUCAUCCUAUCCCCAAAAGCCUUUAUGAAUAGCCCCUCUCCAGCUUUCCUUUUCUUCUAGGAAUUUAAUAAAAGCAAAACAUAUAUUCUGUAUUUUAAGAUUUUAUUUGUCUUCAAGUUCUCAGUAAGUUCAAUUUAACAUAUAUUUGGUGGCCAUCAUAAAAAAAAAAUAAAAGUAUUCUUAAAGUAAAGAGAGGAUAUUUUUUUAAAUUUGAGCCAUGUUACUGUUUGAAAGUAUUUUGCAUCCAUAUAGAGUUAUUUCUUCUUGCUGAAACAGUAUUAAGCCUUUUCUAGUAGUUACUGGGUGACUUUGGAAUUGUGAAGCUUGGAUUUGUUCUUCCACUUCAAAUGUUAAAUUAUCUAUGUAUCUGGGUUGGCAGUAAUAAGGCAGAUACCAAGUGCUUUCUAUAAUCCAAAUUGGUUGGAUUAUACAGAUUUUCAGUUUCUAAAAUACAGUAGAGGUGUUAGGUGCAUUUGACUGCUCAAAGCAAACACCAUUAUAUAUAAUUUUUAUACAAUUAUUUUUUAAUAGCCCAUUAAAAUGAAUGGAGAGCAGCUAAAGUAUUUUUAUCACAGAACCUGUUUCAGUAACUGAGAUAACAUCUGUAUAGGGGCCAAACUGGAGACAGUUGACCUGCCUAAUAAUUCUUCUAAAUAUCCUGUGUGCUAACAGGCAGUCCCUCUGGAGGCUGUCAGACAUGCAGUCUGUAUUUUAUGCAGUGGAGGAGGAGUGAGUGAAUGUGGAAGGAAGACAGUCCUCAGGAUACAGAGCGUGGGCAGAGUGGAGCUGAGAAGAGCAUGCUGUGUCUUCUCAGUGAACCUCACACAUUUUUUUUUCUGUUCAUGCAGUGAUUGCAAUUUCCAAAGUUCCGCUGUGGUUGUCUGUUGAGGAACUUGGGACUUGCAGCUCUGUAAGGCACACUUGCUUCCACAGCUCCUAGGUUUCCAAGAAUAAAUCAAUGCAUGACUUAAUGACGACUGCUGCAGUAUUUACACCCCUCACACGUUUUGACCUUCCUCAGCAAAAUGUAAUGUCUAUUUAUAGAAGGGGACAACAUGUGGCAGCCAAAGUUGGGACAUGCAUGGAGAGGUCCCGAAAUUUUCAAGAAUACACUUGGAUUUCUUUGUUGAUCUUCUAAUUUAUAGUGGUUACACAUCAAGUGCUCUCAAAAAGACCUACUUCUUGUGGAGGAAAAAGAAUACACAAGAAACUAAGUUACUCCGUAACUGGAAUUUUCCAAGUAAAUGUUGUUUUCCAUGUUGUUGUUUCUCAGAGAGCUAUAACAAUAUUUUGUGUCAUUCCCAGGGGCUGUGGAAAUGGCAUCGCAAGCUCAGUAAUGCCAUUAUAUAAUGUAUGAAAAUACAGUUUUUCUGAGGUGGUAACUCCAAGGAUACAAAAUUAUUACAUUCUUUGCAUCAGAGAUGGGGAAAAAGAAAAGCCUGUCUGGAGUAUCUUGUGUCGUGUUUGCCCUCUUUGUCUUUUCUCACCUAAUAUUAAAUUACAGUAGUGUUCAAACCUAUUUCUGUCAAGAAGCAGUUAGAAAAGUACUGGUACGAACACAUAGCAAGCACUAAAUUUAACUUUACUGAUGUAUUGCUGCUUGUAGGGCAGAAUUCUUGUACCCUCUAGCUGCAGUGUGGUCUCUGCAUAUCCCAGUUCGCCACAGACUGUGGCUUUAUGCCACAAGCAAAUACCCUUUCUCUCUUAAUUAUUAAUAAAAAAGAGCCCAAAGCUGUGAAUCCUCAAUUCAGCUAUAGCUCCUUUGUCCAUCUUUGACAAGUGGUUUAAUCUCCCUGCUACUGCUUUUUCAGUCUGUGAAAUGGCAAUUAGGAAUACAUGCUCACUUUUACACUGGUUUUUGGAGGUCCCUGGGUGGAGCUUUGCAGUCCUUGCUCUCACAUUGAUGAGGAAGCUCGCCCUGUAGCAGUUACGGGUGUUCUGAUGAAAAAGUGACAAGAUUUCUGAUCUUAUUUAAUAGUUUGCACAGCAAUUCUGAAGGGCACUUGCUAAGUGCUAAUUAUUACAAGCACUGUCAAAUGUGCCUCAUUUUUAUGAGGUAAUUUAAGCCUAAAGAGGCUUGGCAGUACAGUAAUUAAGUUUUGUUCUCACAUGGCUUAACCUUGUGACAUUUGCCUACUGGAUGAUCUAGACCUAUUCUUGGCCCCACCUUCAUCGGUGCAUUUGUGCUAGGAGGUUGCCGCUAUAUUUAAGUUUUGAUUAAUUUAUAGGCCAAGUCCAUAAUGACUAACUAGCCACUCAGUGUGCUGAAUAACUGGAUUAAAUUAUCAACUCUAAAUGAAGUAUUUGGUAUACUGAAAAAAAAUGGAAUUUAGAGCUUAAUUUUCACAGGAUUACUUUCUCUUGUUCAGCUGGUCAUUUAUUUUCCAAUAGGUAAUUUUUCCAUUAAGUCUCAGUUAGAAUCACAUUGCCUGCCUUUCCAUUCAAGGAUUCAUCAGAAAACCUGGUGAUAUUGGCAGUGGGCAUGAUGUAACAGGCAGUUAUCCCAUGACUUAUUCUGCUGCUGUAAAAGUAAUAUACAUUUCAUUUCAUCGCAUGGACUAUUUAAAUGUAAGUUCUGCUCCUAUUGAAUUUCAUAUGUCGUCAUUGAGUUAAAUGUGAAUGAGUUCAGACUUAUAUUGAAAAUCUCUAAUCUAUUGAGUGACACAAUGCUUAAUAAGAACAUUUUAAUGUAAAUUUGCUUUCAUUUUGGCUGUUUCCCAUGUGUAUUAUUUUAUAUUGCUUGGAAUUUCAUUUAAUAACAAUCACUAUGAUGAGUUUAACUUCUUUCUCCUCGGCCGAAUGCAAUAAUAAUGAGUAAAGCUGGUUGAUGCAUCAUACUGUUAGAUAUCUGGAUGGAAGAGUAAGAGAAGACAUCUACCAAAAUGGCAUACUUAGUGGUAAAGAGUAUUGGUUUUGAAGUAGCACUUACUGAUUCACUUGUUGCACAUUAAGGUAUUUGACACAUUUUCUCAGUUACCUUACGAUAUGGCCUUCAGUCAGGUGUGUGCUUCCUAAGACACGCAGGAUAGGAUGUUGAAGCUUUUGUAAUUUUUAAUCUGGCUGUACAUGGUCUUAUAGUUCUGGCAUAAUGCACUUUAUAAAAGGAGAGAAGAUUAAGCAUUUCCAGUGUAGUGUGCGAACUAUACUUACACCUUAUGCAGAUUUUUUUUCAGAUGAAUUUUGAAUCCACACCUGUUUAUUUGUCUGAAAGACAUUAAAGCCAAUUUAAAGUAACAGUG
This is a messenger RNA of Cuculus canorus (common cuckoo), 5061 nucleotides long. It is a transcript of the gene ADSS1, whose product is annotated as adenylosuccinate synthase 1. NCBI's taxonomy places the organism in Eukaryota, Metazoa, Chordata, Aves, Cuculiformes, Cuculidae. The transcript has 13 exons. Gene Ontology annotation, molecular function: adenylosuccinate synthase activity; GTP binding. Bases 85 to 1461 code for a protein of 458 amino acids. The record is from RefSeq and is a predicted model, not a curated record. Gene Ontology annotation, cellular component: cytoplasm. Gene Ontology annotation, biological process: IMP metabolic process; 'de novo' AMP biosynthetic process.